Molecule: messenger RNA, 732 nt
Organism: Fusarium subglutinans
Lineage: Eukaryota; Fungi; Ascomycota; Sordariomycetes; Hypocreales; Nectriaceae
Product: kelch 21
Exons: 3
Coding region: 1-732 (243 amino acids)
Molecular function (GO): protein binding
Source: RefSeq, a predicted model, not a curated record
AUGGAUUUUGAAGAUACCAGAGCACGGAUAGUGCAAGCCCGCGAGUCCGGCGAAUUUACAGACUUUACUUUUGCGUGCAAUGGGAGAAAUAUCGAGGUUCACAAGAUUAUCAUUUGCAGCCAGUCUCCGGUCUUUCGUGCAGCGUGCGCUGGUCAGUUCAAGGAAGCAUUCUCUGGAACAUAUGAUUUAACUUCACAUCAGCCUGAUAUGGUACAGUUCAUGGUCGACUACCUAUAUACGGGCGACUAUUCUAUCGACAUGAACGAGACCGACGAAACCAAUACUGCAUCAAAUUCCGGGGCUCUCUCAACACAUGCGAUAAUGUAUGCUUUCGGGGAGGAAUAUGACAUCAAAGGGCUCAGAGAUCUUUCCGCUCGAAAAUACUCAUGGUCCUUGGAUGAGAGCCUGGAACUCGACGAGUUUCUCGAUUCUAUUCCGUUCGUGUAUACCUUGACGCUCGAGAGCUCAAGGGGUCUCCGAGACCCGGCAUUGGAAUUUGCAAGGAACAAGCUACGCGAUGCGGGAGGACAAUCCGAUAUCAGAGAUGCGUUUGACGAGCUACUCAUUGAGUGUCUCGAUUUCUUAAAGGAGCUCUUACACUACUGCAUUCAGGCUCCGUCCUUUGGUUACUGUCCCUGCACUGGUCCACGGGACAAAGUGCCAGUGGAGGCCGAAGGAUAUCGUUGCAAAGAAUGCGGCAAAGACGGUGCAAGCCUUGGCAGGCCUGUCUAG